Prunus armeniaca (apricot) is the source of this 1098-nucleotide messenger RNA. Lineage: Eukaryota; Viridiplantae; Streptophyta; Magnoliopsida; Rosales; Rosaceae. The record is from the annotation of a GenBank genome assembly.
AUGAGAGCACGAAAGACCAGGAGGAAGAAGAGUUAUAGGUGGAAUUUUGCGCCAGUAGGACUGGAUGAUUCUCUGCCAGAAGUAGAAGAUCCUUUACAGGAAAUAAACUUAGGGACAGAAGAGGAUCCAAGACCUACUUUUAUUAGCGCACUAUUGAAAGAACCGCUCAAGAGUCUAGACAGGGAAUUAGUGGAGCACAAGCUGCCAAUCAAAGAGGGAUACCUUCCAGUCAAACAGGCCAGAAGAAGAAUGUCCAUGGACACAGAACUGAAGGUCAAAGAAGAAAUAGAAAGAAAUCUAAAUGAAGCUUCUCCCAAGGAUGAGUACCCUAUGCCAAUGGCAGACAUGCUAGUAGAUGGAGCUGCUCACAACCAGAUGCUAUCUUUUAUGGAUGGCAAUGCAGGUUACAAUCAGAUCAUGGUGGCGGAAGGAGACAUCCACAAAACAGCCUUCAUGUGUCCAGGACAUAUAGGCGCUUUUGAGUACACUGUAAUGCCUUUUGGCUUAAGAAAUACAGGGGCUACUUAUCAAAGGGCAAUGAAUUCUGUCUUCCAUGAUAUGAUAGGACAUUCUUUGGAAGUGUAUAUCGAUGAUGUAGUGAUUAAAUCCCCAGAAGAGGGAAACCACAUACCAAAUCUAAGAAGGGCAUUCCUAAGAAUGAGGCAGCACAAACUAAAGAUGAACCCAAAGAAAUGUGUUUUUGGAGUUCAAGCAGGAAAUUUCCUAGGAUUCUUGGUCCACCAGAGAGGCAUAGAAAUCAACAAAAACAAAGCAAAAUCCAUCAUAGAAGCUCUGCCGCCUAGAAACAAGAAAGAAUUGCAGAGUCUCUUAGGAAAAAUUAAUUUUUUAAGGAGAUUCAUAUCCAAUUCUGCAGGAAAGAUCCAGCCUUUCUCCUCUUUGUUAAGAUUGAAACAGGAACAGACCUUCAAGUGGGAAGAACAGCACCAACAAGCUUUUGAGGAAAUCAAGCAUUACCUCUCAAAUCCACCAGUUCUGUCCCCACCAAAGAGAGGCAGACCACUCAAGCUCUAUGUAUCUGCAUCAGAAGUAUUCAUUGGGAGUCUGUUGGUUCAAGAUAACAAGGAAGGGAAGGAAUAG